UCCAUUCCUGUAAAGAAGCAGGUGCCUCUGUGAUUAAUUCCCAAUGCAGUUUUGAUUCAGAUUUAUAGCUUGAAUUGUUGAAGAUGUCAUCAGGCCUUACAGAGGAACAAAAGAGAAGAAUUGAAGAGAACCGCCAGAAGGCUUUGGCUAGGAGAGCAGAGAGGCUAGCAGCUCAGAGAGGUGGGCAGGUGGGGAUCUCUGGACCGCGGGUGAAAGAACAGAGUCCAGGCAAUCGGGGAAACUUGAAGGAAGAAAACAAUCAUGUCAGGUUCAUUAGCCAGCACCAACAGAAUCCAAACAGUCCUGUGGAGCAGAAGAGCUAUCUUCAGAAAGAUUGUAAUCAUUACACUGCAAACCAACAGAUGGCUGGUUCACAUAGGGAGCAACAAAAGAAUUGUUCAGAGGACUUGGAACAAGCAAGUGGCAUUAAGCAUUUCCCUACAACGAUCCCAAAUUCUCUGAGUUAUUCCCAUAAACAUUACUUGGAUGCUGGUGGUCAGGAACAUGGACAACAAGCUUUAAUUAAUCUUGGUACAUUCCAGCAUCCCAAAUGCUAUCCAGCUUUCAAAAACCCUACAGAACCAUCUUAUCCUAGAUUAAUUGAUAAUGGGCACCCUGAUGGUAGUAAAGAUUUACAAAGUCAGAACAAAUUUGCCAUAAAAUAUGUUUCACCACCAAGCAGCGCCACCCCGAGUGAUUCAGAAAUGCUGAUAAACACAAGCAGACCAACGGAAGGAGAACAGGGAAGUGGUGCCUCUCAGGCCGGUGGUAGGAUGCAGAAGCUGACCAACUCUGCUGGUGCAGGCUCUACCUUUGAAGCUGCCUCUUGCAAGAAAGCAAAUAGUGUUACAAAAGGAAAAUGCGUGAAAUAUGGGGAAGACCGAUUCCAGGUCGAAAUAGGGUAUAAUGCUGAACUCAUUGCUGUGUUUAAGAAGAUCCCGAGCAAAAGCUAUGAUCCUGCUAUGAAAAAAUGGAAUUUCAGCCUGGAAGAUUACAGCAGUUUCAUGGAAGCAGCAAAUCAACUUUCAUCAGUAAUUCUGACACCACUGGAAGGAGAAAAUGCAGUUGGCUUGGCAUCAGGCUCUCAUUUUGUUGGCAGUAGGGUUGAUGUGAAAUCCCUCUUGAAGAUGUGUAAGAACUGGAAGAAACCCUCAGCCCUUGUCAAAGGGAAGUGUGUGCUGAUCUCUCGCUUGCGGUUUGAGGUUGAUAUUGGGUAUUCUACAGAAGUGAUUGGGGUAUUCAAACAGAUGGAUUCCAGAAAUUAUGAUGCGAACACCAGAAAGUGGAAUUUCCUGCUGGAGGACUAUCCCAAACUAAUGGAAGUGUUACAGAGCCUUGUGUCAGUAGAAGUGGAGCCACUGCCCGAGGCAAUAAUACAGACCUUUGCUGCUCAAAUACAGAGAUCUACGUCACAGACAGACAUUCCUGAUGCUGACCUUUCAGUAGUGGACUCCAAAAUUGUGACAAGCCUCAUGCCCUUUCAGCGGGAAGGUGUGAAUUUCGCAAUUUUGAGAAAUGGACGUUUACUUCUUGCGGAUGACAUGGGCUUGGGCAAGACCAUCCAGGCGAUCUGCAUUGCUGCGUAUUACCGAAAGGAAUGGCCCUUACUGGUGGUGACUCCUUCUUCAGUGAGAUUUACGUGGGCAGAGGCAUUUCACAGGUGGCUUCCAUCCUUGAGUCCAGGUAGCACCAAUGUCAUAGUGACUGGCAAAGACAACCUAACAGCAAGCUUGAUCAACAUCAUCAGCUUUGACCUUCUCAGCAAGAUGGACAAGCAACUUAAGAGCACUUUCCAAGUAGUUAUUAUUGAUGAAUCUCAUUUCCUAAAGAACAUAAAAACUGCACGAUGCCGAGCUGCCAUGCCUCUACUCAAGGCUGCCAAGAGAGUGAUCUUGCUUUCAGGAACCCCUGCCAUGUCACGGCCCGCAGAGCUCUACACACAAAUCGCAGCUGUCCAGCCAGCCUUCUUCCCGCAGUUCCACUCCUUUGGACUACGCUACUGUGAUGGCAGGAAGAUGCCGUGGGGUUGGGACUACUCUCGAUCAUCCAACUUAACUGAACUGAAAAUUUUGCUGGAGGAGUCCAUCAUGAUCCGCCGUCUGAAAUCAGAUGUGCUUUCCCAGCUUCCAGCAAAGCAACGCAAAAUGGUUUUGGUGGCUCCUGAAGGCAUUAGUGCAAAGAGCAAAGCUGUCUUGGCAGCUGAAGCAAAGAAGAUGGCCAAAGGAUAUGAAAGUAAACAACAGGAGAAAGAAGCUCUUCUCCUCUUCUACAACAGAACGGCAGAAGCUAAAAUCCAUUCAGUCAUAGAAUACAUCCUGGAGUUACUUGAAAGUGGGAACAAUAAAUUCCUGGUGUUUGCUCAUCACAAGAUAGUGCUGGAUGCAAUAGUUGCAGAGCUGGAGAAGAAACAUGUUGAAUACAUUCGUAUCGAUGGCUCCACACCUUCAGCUGAGCGGCAGUCUCUGUGCCAGAAGUUCCAGUUCUCAGAGAAGCAGGUUGUGGCCGUCCUGUCCCUCACUGCCGCUAAUAUGGGCCUGACAUUGUCUGCUGCGGACCUGGUGGUAUUUGCAGAGCUCUUCUGGAAUCCAGGGAUUUUGAUCCAAGCAGAAGAUCGGGCACAUCGAAUUGGACAGACCAGCUCUGUUAAUGUUCACUACCUAGUGGCUAAAGACACAGCAGAUGACUACUUAUGGCCAAUGAUUCAAGAGAAAAUCAAAGUGCUGGGGGAAGCUGGUCUUUCAGAAACCAAUUUCUCCAAAACAGCUGAAUCCACUAAUUACUGCCCUAAGCCAGAUCCAAAGCAGAAGACUAUCUACGACCUUUUCCAGAGGACAUUCUCCGAGAGCAGAGAUGACAUUGAUGAAGUUUUGCUUUUGGAGGCAGCUGAUGCUUGCAGCAAGUUUGACUCUGGCAAUGCCUUGCAAGAUAAAGGAGAGACAUGUUCAGUGAGUCCCCCCAAAAAACGGCGUAUUGAGGAGUUUUUUAAAGUGUAAUGGUGACAGCAAAAGAGACGGUGGCUAAGAGAUUUUUUUUAAUUAAAAAAGAGAAAACAAAAGCAAUCAAGUAUCAUUUUUUAAGUUUUCAAAAAUAAAAGACUAAGUUUUCUGUAUCUCUAGUGCGUUUCAUCUCAAAGGAUGAGAAGGCAAUGUGACAGUGUGACAGAUAGGCAGCACACACCUGGCAGCCUGCAUGUUUUGCAGUCCUGGUUUUGCU
Molecule: messenger RNA, 3213 nt
Organism: Gavia stellata (red-throated loon)
Lineage: Eukaryota; Metazoa; Chordata; Aves; Gaviiformes; Gaviidae
Gene: SMARCAL1
Product: SWI/SNF related, matrix associated, actin dependent regulator of chromatin, subfamily a like 1
Exons: 16
Coding region: 84-2993 (969 amino acids)
Biological process (GO): DNA repair; replication fork processing
Cellular component (GO): nuclear replication fork
Molecular function (GO): ATP-dependent chromatin remodeler activity; ATP binding
Source: RefSeq, a predicted model, not a curated record